Peromyscus maniculatus bairdii (prairie deer mouse) is the source of this 4366-nucleotide messenger RNA. The record is from RefSeq and is a predicted model, not a curated record. NCBI's taxonomy places the organism in Eukaryota, Metazoa, Chordata, Mammalia, Rodentia, Cricetidae.
CUUCUUGAACGUAAUUAUGUUUAGUGGAAUCAUAACCUUGGAGUCAUUUAGUCAAAUACUUGAUCUUAUUUUUACAUGAGUAUUAUGUACAUUUAUAACACAACCUGACUAAAGCAUAAGUAAUAUGAUAAUUGACCAUACUUCCAAACUCCAGUAACCUUUCCCCCAGAGAAAUCCUACAUUAAUUUACCAGUUUAGUUCUAUAUGGAAUUCUGUCUUAUUUAGGGAUAUUAGCACAUAAUUGAAUUUAUGUCUUUGUAAGUUUUUGUAAGCAAUAUUCUAAAUGGGAGGUAAUGUGGAAUGACAUCUGACAUAUCUUCAUAUUUUGAAUAUGGAACCUUUUGUGAUCCAAGUCACUGAUGUACUUGCUAACUAUAUUUUCUACAUCUGUAUAUGUGCAGUAGAAGGUUAAGCUAAACUGAGCGCUAAAGUUAGAAAGACAAACAUUCUUUUCCAUAAAAAUAAAUUUUAAGCUUUAUUUUUGGAUAUAAAGACUUCUUUCCAGUGCUAUUGCUCAUUUUGUUUUCUGUUUUUUUUCAAAUGCAUAAACAAUCAACAGAGGCUGAAUUACAAAAGAAAUCAGUGAAAAGUCAAAACAAUCUUGAGAACAAUAAAAAUACUCAACUAUCUGAUAACAUUAUGGAUCUUCAACCCAGGAAUAUUCCUCAUUCAUCAAUGGGACUAAGUCCAAGAUUCAUAGAUCUUAAUUCAGGAGAAGAAACAGACUUACAGAUGAAAUCAGAGGGAAAUAUUGAUGGCAAUGGAAGCAUUCAAUCAUCUGAUAGUGUGAAGCAGCUUCAACCAAGGCGAAUCCGUCAUUUAUUGAUGGGGCUAAUUCCAAGACCCAUGAAUAUUAUAAGAAGACGAGGAAAAGCAUCUCACAAGAAAUAUCUUCCACAAAAGGGUUCCAUUGCAAUAAAAGACUCCUAUGCAAAUACAAAAUUACAAAGAAAAGAAAUACAAACACUCAAAUCAGUGGUAUUAGAAGAUGAUCACGAUAUGUGUGAUGGCAGCAAAAACAACCAGCCAUUGGUUGCAGCAAACAGGAAGAAACGUGCAAGCAAUGAACCGGAAGAUGCAACACACUCCUACGGUUGUGCAGCAUCGUCUGCCGCUCCUGGUGUCUCCGAGGCUUCUGUUGUCGCUGCUAUCGUUGCUGCGGCUACUCCCGCCGCUGCAGCCGCUGCUGCCUCUGCUGCUGUAGCUGCAGUAACAGCUGCUGCUGCUCCUGCUGCUGCUGCUUCUGCAACUGUUAAUGCUCUCGCUGCUGUGGCGCCUGGUGCUGCACCCGACAGUCCUGCUGUUCCUGUUGCUGCUGCGGCUGCUGCUGCUCUUCCUGCUGCUGCUGCUGCUGCUGCUGCCGCCGCCUCUGCCACUGCCAUUGAUGCCGUGGCUUUCGUGGAUGCUGCGUCUCGAACUACUGCCUCUGCUUCUGUUGCUGCAGUGGUUGCUUCUGCUGUCACGGCCGCAGCUGGUUCUGAAGUCCCCACUGUCGCUUCUACUGCUGCUGUAGCUGCUGCUGCUGCUGCUAUUGGUUCUGCUGCAGCAGCUGCCCACACGGCUUCUGUUGUCACUGCUAUAGCUCUUUGUGUUCCUCCUCCUAUUACCGCGUCAGCUGCAGCCCCUUCUUCUGUUGCCGCUGCCGCUGCUGCUGCUGCUGCGGUUGCUACUCAUGCUGCUGCUUCUCCUGCUGUCGCCACCGCCGCCGCCGCUGCUGCAGCUGCUGCUGCUAUUGCUGCUGAUGCUCCUCCAGGUACUCUUGCGGUAGCUCCUGCUGCUAUUGCUGAUGCAGUACCGGAUCCUUCUGAUGCUCCCUCUGCUGCAUCCGCUGCUGCUGCCGUUGCAAAAAGAAGAUUGAUUCUUCAAGGAAAGUAUGAGGAAGCAAGAAAGCAGCAACCCCACGUUGAGGAGGCAGAAGAACAUGAUGGGUCAAUCAUAAAAGAGCAAGUGGAGAAGAAAAGAAACAUAAUUUGUGCUUAUGAGACUGUGGAAGAACUGAGAGUCAAAAAAGAGAUGAUUGAGAUACAAGGAGAGCACUACCAGAGACAAGUCACAGAGACACAGGAACUUAAAGUAUGUCAGAAAACAAGAGACGCGGGCGUGAAGCAGUUACAUAAAGAAAAAGAACAUGCACAGAAGAUGGAAGAUCACCUACAAAUGUUAGAACUAGAAAAUACCUCACUAUUAGCUACAGUGAAGAAACAAAAGGCAGAAAUAGAACAUCUGCAGAGACAUCUGCAGGACACACAGAAAGACCUGGCCCAGAGUUCGAGUUUGGCACAGACAGCCGUUCAGGAAAAUAAGAAGCUCUGUAAGAAGCACACUGCAAUAAUAACUGAGAUGGAAAACACAAUUAAGAGGCUGUGGUCAGAAGUCUCCAGUGUUAAAACUUUGAGCGAGUCCAGCCAGAGAGAACUGGGGAAGUACAGGCGAUGCUAUCUGGAAGAACUAAGAAACAAAAACUUCCUAUUAUAUGAACUAAACAGGACUAACAACAGUCAAGACGAGUCCCAUACAGAACUUCACAUGAAGUUUGAGCAGAACAUUUCUGCAUCAAAUACACUGAGUACAAGGCUGGUUCAUAAGUGCUCUUGUGUGGAAAAAACUCACCAAUUGGGAAAUGAAGAUGGGGAAAACUUGGCGGCACCUUCCUCAACCACAGGAUCUAGUCAUGCCUGUAUGGCACACUACCCGUGGAUGUCUGAAAAUGAUAUGAGAGAGCUAAGCAAAGGACUUGGUGACUUAAAACCAUCCGUGCAACUUAGUUUGGAGACGCAGAAAAAACAAAAUAGCUGCGUAGAAGAACUAGCUGGAAUUGGGAAACCCUUUAAGAUAAUAAAUCAUAAAUGUGAAAUUGGAGAGUGUGGUUCUCACAGAGAUUUUGAAACCUGCCAAUUUGGAAGGAGGACUCCAGUUUCAACGCAGCAAUACUCAGAGUAACGAGAAUUUAGAGAAGAGCAGGACAAAGCUUCACAUGGAAACGCAGCACAGCAGAUCUACAGGAAAUGCACAAAGCUUGAGGCCAUUCACAGAGUGCUCUUCUGCUGGUUAUUUUGAUAGCAUCCCAGGACCCAGAAUAAGUCUCCUCCGGAGAGAAAACCUGACAGCAUCUUCCUCAGACUCUCCACUAUCAACCAGGGGCUGGAAGACUGCCUAGGAAUGGUUAGCUAUGCUUUCCAUUGUACAGUUCUGGUGCAGUUCUUGUUUUUAACUUGGUUAACUAUUAGGCUUUGCGGUUGACACCUUCUAAGUUAAGAUAAGAGUGAAUCAUGAUAAAGAAGAAAAGUAGAGGGAUUAGAGAGAGGGCUCCACUGGGAAACUGUGCUAAUGUGUGGUGCAAGGGCAUGAGUUCAGAUCCCCAAAACCACCUAAAAGUUUGGCAUAGUGCCUGUCACUGUAAUGAUGGAGAAUGGGUGGAGACAGGGGCAUCCUGUGGUUCUCAGUCAGGCUAGUCUUGAAUAAACCGUGAGCUUUAGGUUCAGUGUGGAACCUUGUUUAAAAAAAAUAUAAAGUAGAAAAGAGAGAGAAAGAUAGUGUAAGUAAGCUUUCCCCUACAGAAGUACAUGCACUGAUGAGUGCCACCCCAUACAUUGUUAGUACACACGUGUACACACACACACAUACACACACACAUACACACACACACACACACACACACACACACACACACACACGCUCACUACAUGGAACAAGAGAGAGGGAAAGAGAGAAAACAAAAUUAGAAAUCUUAUAAACUUGGAAAGUUCCUGGUGUUCUUAUUUUUAUGAGACAUCAUUUACAAACUUUAUACACAUGUAAGUGAAUUUAAAUAUAUUUAAAAUCUGAAUGUAAAUUGCUUUUUAGGAAAUGAUUAUUCCUGAAUAGACAAGGUGGCUCAGUGUGUAGAGGCCUAUGUUUUGAAGCCUGAUGAUGUCUGUUCAAUUUUCAAAGCCUACAUAUUAAAGGAGAGAACAAAUUGUCCCACCAGUUGUCAACUGACCUAGACAAAUGCUCCAUGACAUGUGUAUGUGUACACCCAGAUACAGACACACACAAAAUGAACACAUAGAUACAUAGAUGCAUAAAUGAACAGACAUGAAUGAAAAGGAUGAUUCCCGCACAUAAGUCUAGGAAUGCUUCGAUGUGCUUUGGCUUACUUUCUAAGCAACUUUUGCUUGGCCAUGCAACAUUUUGCUGAAUCUUACUUUUAGGUUUCAUGUUCCAGCUUAAUUUCAAGAUGAUGUGUCCUAUGCACUAGGAGCCAUUAUAUACUUUUGUUUUGUCCCCACUAGAUGUUAUGACUUUGCAAUUACAAGUUAUGUACCUGACAUGAGGAGAUACAUCUUUUAGGUUCUGUGUAUAAAGAAUUAUUGUCUGAUCACUGAAA